AUGCAUGACAUGCAUGGAAAGAGGAGCUGCAAACCAUACAUGCUUUCCAAGGUGAGGCGGAACGGAAAGCCACACUGUCGAGAUCGGUUUAUGGUCCGCCUCCAUCUCCAGGCCGACCCUCUGGCAAAGGGACGCAAAAGAUUUACUUUGCCAUUGCAGAUUAAUCAGCACCAUGUCCUGCGCGAGAGGAAGAGAAUAUAUCCCACAUGA
Messenger RNA from Chondrus crispus (carragheen), 210 nucleotides. RefSeq lists its product as hypothetical. The transcript has a single exon. Lineage: Eukaryota; Rhodophyta; Florideophyceae; Gigartinales; Gigartinaceae. The record is from RefSeq and is a predicted model, not a curated record. Bases 1 to 210 code for a protein of 69 amino acids.